This is a messenger RNA of Oppiella nova, 414 nucleotides long. Lineage: Eukaryota; Metazoa; Arthropoda; Arachnida; Sarcoptiformes; Oppiidae. The record is from the annotation of a GenBank genome assembly.
AAAAUUGUGGCAAAAGUUUUACUCGAAUCUAAAUGAACACAAACGCAUACAUACGGGAGAAAAGCCUUUUAUAUGCGAAUGGGCUUUUACGCAAUUAUCUAAUUAUUAUUCACACAAACGUAUUGUACAUUUGCAUGAAAAGCCAUUCACAUGUGAUGUGGAAGAUUGUGGCAAAAAGUUUUCACAGAAACCACAUCUAAUUGCACACAAACGCCUUCAUUUGGGUGUCAAGCCUUUUGUGUGUGAUUUCGAUGAUUGUGACAAACAUUUUAGAGUAAGACAUGAAUUAAAUCGACAUAAAAAUGCUGUUCACUUAAAUAUAUUGAAAUAUAAAUGUAACUAUAAUAAUUGUGACAAGAAAUAUGCACAUCAUGUAAGCCUGGUUCGCCAUAAAAGCACACAUUUUGCCAAAUA